This is a messenger RNA of Somion occarium, 3584 nucleotides long. The record is from the annotation of a GenBank genome assembly. NCBI's taxonomy places the organism in Eukaryota, Fungi, Basidiomycota, Agaricomycetes, Polyporales, Cerrenaceae.
AUGGAUCGUCAAUGCAUCGAUGAGCCUCCACCAUGCCUGUGGUCAAUUUUUUUGCAAAGUUUCCUGGACUAGCCUCUGACUAGAACUUCGGUCUGCGUUCUUGCAUAUCGUUCAGGAUGUCCAUUGAUUGGUCGGAAAAGCAGGGACCUUCUCAUCCAUGGUAUGAUUGCGAAGUUUAUUAUAGGAGGAUGAAGGCGCGAGUCGAGGAACAUUUGGCCGGGCCAGCCGUGACAGGCGCCUCGAUGACCUCCAAAUGUCCGCAUGCAAUCCUCGACGGUGGCGCUCCGUCCUGGCCCUGUACAUAUCCUAUUCACACUCACUUUCUCUCCUUCUGUCCCUUACGGCCAUCUUUUGUGCGUACAUAUUUCACCUUCUAGUGCGCCAUGCCUGUCAAUAAUGUCUCCAGCAAAACUGAUGUAUAUCCACCGCUCAAAUUCCAUUCACAGGCUUGCAGCGAAUCCUUUCCCGAUCUUGCCUUACCUGAGCAGUGCGCUCUAGGAUACCCGCCCUUGAUACGCCUUAAAGUGCGAGGGAAACAGCAAAUACCUCAUACCUCUAUCGUACAUACCCCCACCGUUUUCUUGGGGUCUGGGCCUCACAUUACAUCCGGACACAAGCCUACACUUCCCCCGGGUCAUUUUGAAGAUGGAUUCCCAUGCAGGCCCCAGCGGAUCGCAGGAGGGACAUCAGGCGCGUUCUUCAAAUAGGUCUAAGCAGCCAAAGGAGAUCUUCGUUAGCGUUGAGACCUAUGUGUCUUCUAAGACGGCUAAGGUAACGGCCAAGAACCACUUAUCGCGAAGCAAGACAGAUAGGCGUGAGCGCCCGAAUUUGGCUCCUCAUGAUCAUUCGAAGAAGGUUAAAGAGAAGUCCAGUUGGAUCAGCCUCCCUAAAUCAAAUACUCAAGUCGACCAAUGGAGACCAGCAACAUGCAAGUUGGUAGAGGAAGAAUCGGGCUGCACUCUCAAGAUCUAUAUUGAUCAAACAUAUCUGUAUAUGACUAUCAGGAUACACUUGCUUUACUAUACCGAUAUCCGCCGCAUACACCAUUCGGUGUACAGUAAUAAAAACUGUCUAGGCAUAUUCUGCGACUCAUCCGAUCGGGCCUGGUGCCCAACUGGCAAUGUCGACUCGGCUUGCCUUAAAUUUGAAGAUAGUGACGCGCUCAAUCUGUGGAUGGGAUUACUUCGCUCAUAUACUGCACCCGAGAUUUAUGGCCGUCGGUUCAGUACACGGGAUGGCGGGCUAUAUCGUAUGUGGCGACAAGUCUACGUGCAAUGUCAACACGGUCGCAACCUCGGAAGUACGCGGUCAAUCCAAGAUGAUGGUCAACCCAGCGACUACGAUUCUAACGUCCAAGUAAUUGACAUGGAUGUGUACUGCGAAUUGUAUUUCAAUGGCCACUUGUCUGGUCGCACGACCACGCAGAAAGGCAUCGGCUCGCCGGAUUGGCGAGAAGACUUCCUCUUUGAAGACCUCCCUCCUUUCGACCAGUUCGAGAUCAGACUCUUUCGAGAUAGGCGGCUUGCGAAACCUACCAAGAUUGGCACUGUUCCGCUCCCCCUGCCUAAUUUCCGUCGUGGAGAGUGGGUUGAAGGUUGGUUUCCAGUUCUUUCGGAUAAUGGACAUGUGGACAUGCGAGUAGGCGACUUGAAGCUUAGAAUUAGAGUGGAGGAGGAGAUCAUCCUUCCGUCAAGCGCGUAUACUCAAAUGUGGAACGUUUUCCAAUCCAGAAACCUUUUGGAAUGGAUUGACGAAUUUAAAAGUCGAUGGAAGCUCGAGCACAUACAGGAACCAAUACAACAGAUCGCAAUGGCGAAAGACAUGCUGUUGAACACUAUCAUGGAAAUGGUUGAUCGCGAAGUCGAAAAUGCGCAGGGCGAAUCACAUGUCACUAUCUUUCGAGCAGCUUCUCCAUUAACGAAAGCAAUCCAGGCCUUCAUGAAAUUUCGAGGCCAGGAAUUCCUGGAAGCCAGUGUUGGGGCAAACAUUCGCAGGUUCCGUGCAGAGAAGGUUAUUAUCGACGUCGAUGCAGUGCGGUCGGACAAACAUACAAAGACUGUCGAACGCAACGUUUCCACAUUCGUACAGUGGUGUGAGAUAUUUUGGAAGUCUAUCUAUGACGCCCGUACACAGUGUCCAAGCGAUAUGCGCAAGUUAUUUGCCUAUAUUCGCAAGCAGAUAGAACAACGUCUAACUUCGACAAAUCGCGAGCUGUCAUGGCAAAUUGUCUCCUCCUUUCUUUUCCUACGUUACCUUUGUCCAGCCAUCCUCUACCCUCAUUUGUAUGACAUCUGUCCAGGGAUGAACGAAGAGCCGGUACAUCGUUCCCUUACUGAAAUUGUAAAAGUUAUGCAAAGUCUGGCGAAUAUCAACCCUGGCCAAAAUGCUCCGCCCGCUGCUCGGGAUUUCCUAGCAAAUACAUCCAAUGCAAUGAUCGAUUACAUCCUUAUGGUAUCCUCUACAGAAAAUUUGGGCGAAUCACCACCUUCCAUGCCACCCGUGAAAAUGGAACGAGACCGGAUGCGUGCAAUGCAAGCAUUGAACUAUCGAAUCUCCCAUAGCCCGACACUCGUUAAGGAGGCUAUCCCGGUCUCACCACAGGCCCUUGAUGUGCCGAGACAGCUCGCCAUUGUCAAUAGCCUCGUCGUUCGUCAUGCCAGACGCAACCACUAUCCCAUUCGAUCCAAUCGUCCUGCCGAUCGCUUGUUUAACGAACUAUGCUCGAAGUGUCUAGAUGUGGAGGAACAAGCUCUCCGGCGAGUCAAUCAACUUGCGAAGCGGCCUCCCCAACCCGCACCUCCCCAACCUACUAGUCCCAUAUCACCCAGUACCCCACCAUUCUCUCAUAUUCCUUCUAGCCCGUCUUCGACUUCAUUCCAGAUCAUCCCCACUCAUCGAGAACGGAAGGCUUCCUUACAUGGAAAACAGAAGCGAGCGAAGAAAGUACCCCGCCCGUCGACUGCACCCUCCCAGACUGAUUCUGAUGGCCGUUCGCAGUCACAGGAUUACAAAACUGAUAUAUCCGUACCUCCAAGUCCUAUUACCGGAAACAAUCUGUCCCGGAUUUUUUCUCGGACAUCUAUAUCCAGUAGACAACCUAGUAUCCCCAUACCUUCGAAAGAACAAGAUGACACGUCCAAUCAGGGGGGCGAACCCAAAUCUCUUCCCUCCGGUCGUGCACCUUUCCUUCACCACCCUAGAUCAACAUCCACCGAUUCUGCCCUAACGCGGAAAACUGCACCCAAGUCAAAUACCCCCAUGUCUCCUACGGCGCCCACAGCAUAUACGGAGCCGGCAUCACCUGAUAGUGUAGACGACUUGGGAAAGAAGGGUAUCUUUCGUAGAUUGGUGCGGCGAUAGCCUUACCAUUGUAUCUUAACUGUAUUCGUUCACUUGCUUUCUUGUUCUCUUGUAUACUUGCAAACUGACUGACUAUUCCGGUAUUAAUCCCGUCUCAUUGAUUGUUACAUACACGCUGGGUAUCAUUAUUAGUCCUGUGUCAGUAGUAUCCUGUACACUGUAAUACAAACUUGUAAAUUAUGCAAAUAACAAAACAUGGAGGAAGAUUGGAACUGCAGAGCAAA